AUGUCUAAAAAUAGCUCAGCUAACCAAAGAGUUGAUGUGUUAAGUUUUUGGUUUGUUUUUUUUUUUUAAAUUUUCUUUUUUUCCCCAGAUGGGCUUUCUGGCAGAGACCAGCCGGUAGAGCUGUUGAAUCCACCUAGAGUGAACCACAUGCCUAGCUCUGUUGAUGUGACCACAGCACUGCCCUUGCAAGUUGCACCGACUUCAGUCCCGAUGGAUCUGCGCUUGGAUCACCAGUUUUCCAUGCCCGUGACAGAGCCGACGCUGCGCGAACAGCAGCUCCAGCAGGAGCUGCUGGCCCUGAAGCAGAAACAGCAGAUCCAGAGACAGAUCCUCAUUGCUGAGUUCCAGCGGCAGCAUGAGCAGCUGUCCCGGCAGCAUGAGGCCCAGCUGCAUGAGCACAUCAAACAGCAGCAAGAGAUGCUGGCCAUGAAGCAUCAGCAGGAGCUGUUGGAGCACCAGAGGAAGUUGGAGCAGCACCGACAGGAGCAGGAGCUGGAGAAGCAGCACCGAGAGCAAAAACUUCAGCAGCUAAAAAACAAAGAGAAAGGAAAAGAGAGUGCAGUGGCAAGCACAGAAGUAAAGAUGAAAUUACAAGAAUUUGUCCUAAAUAAGAAGAAGGCAUUGGCACACCGGAAUCUCAACCACUGUAUAUCCAGUGAUCCUCGCUUCUGGUAUGGGAAGACACAGCACAGCUCUCUGGACCAGAGCUCCCCACCCCAAAGUGGCGUAUCCGGCACCUACAAUCACCCUGUACUGGGGAUGUAUGAUUCCAAAGAUGACUUCCCACUCAGAAAAACAGCAUCUGAACCCAAUCUGAAGUUACGAUCCAGACUAAAGCAAAAAGUUGCUGAAAGACGAAGCAGCCCCCUCUUGCGCAGAAAGGAUGGUCCAGUGGUUACUGCUCUUAAGAAGCGCCCGCUGGAUGUCACAGGUAUGUUGAACUCUGCAUGCAACAGUGCUCCUGGAUCUGGUCCCAGCUCUCCAAACAACAGCUCCAAUAACAUAAGCGCCGAGAAUGGAAUUGCAGGAUCAGUCACGAGUAUUCAAGCAGAGACCAGCCUGGCUCACAGACUUGUGAAUCGUGAAGGCUCAGUAACACAGCUUCCACUCUACACAUCUCCUUCUUUGCCCAACAUCACACUAGGACUGCCUGCAACUGGCCCUUCCAGCGGAGGAUCAGCACAGCAGGAUGCGGAGAGACUCACAAUCCCGACCUUACAGCAGCGGAUCUCUUUAUUUCCUGGCACCCACCUCACUCCCUACUUGAGCACUACAACGUUGGAAAGAGAUGGGGGAACUGCACAUAACCCUCUUCUGCAACACAUGGUCUUACUGGAACAGCCAACUGCACAAACUCCCUUAGUCACAGACUGGUAUCUUUCAGGACUGCCCCUCCACGCACAGUCUCUGGUUGGUGGAGAACGGGUCUCCCCUUCAAUACACAAACUCCGUCAGCAUCGCCCACUGGGGCGCACGCAGUCUGCUCCCCUUCCCCAGAACGCCCAGGCCCUCCAGCAGUUAGUGAUCCAGCAGCAGCACCAGCAGUUCUUGGAGAAACACAAGCAGCAAUUCCAGCAACAGCAACUGCACAUCAACAAGAUUAUAUCAAAACCCAAUGAACCAGCUCGCCAGCAUGAAAGCCACCCUGAGGAGACAGAAGAGGAGCUACGGGAACACCAAGCCCUUUUGGAGGAGCCAUAUAGCGACAGAGUCGCAAGCCAAAAGGAGGCCCCAGGGCUGGCCAACACGGUGCAAGUGAAGCAAGAACCCAUUGAGAGUGAUGAGGAGGAAGCAGAGCCACAGCAGGAGCUGGAGCCUGGGCAGAGGCAGGCUGAGCAGGAGCUGCUCUUCCGUCAGCAAGCCCUUCUGUUGGAGCAGCAACGCAUUCACCAGCUGAGAAACUACCAGGCGUCACUGGAGGCAGCUGGCAUGCCUGUCUCUUUUAGUGGGCAUCGGCCUCUGUCCCGUGCACAGUCCUCACCUGCCUCAGCCACCUUCCCGAUGUCCGUACAGGAGCCACCCACUAAGCCAAGGUUCACAACAGGCCUUGUGUAUGACACCUUGAUGCUGAAACACCAGUGUACCUGUGGAAACACAAACAGCCACCCAGAGCACGCGGGGAGGAUCCAGAGCAUUUGGUCCCGGCUCCAGGAGACAGGUCUUCGUGGCAAGUGUGAGUGUAUUCGUGGAAGAAAAGCAACUCUAGAAGAGCUGCAGACAGUUCACUCGGAAGCUCAUACGCUGCUGUACGGCACAAACCCUCUGAACAGACAGAAACUGGACAGCAAGAAACUUCUAGGUUCUUUAACAUCGAUGUUUGUCAGGCUUCCUUGCGGUGGUGUUGGGGUCGACAGUGACACAAUUUGGAAUGAAGUUCACUCGUCUGGUGCUGCUCGACUAGCCGUGGGCUGUGUCAUUGAACUCGUUUUCAAAGUAGCCACGGGAGAACUGAAGAAUGGAUUUGCUGUUGUUCGGCCUCCGGGUCACCACGCAGAAGAGAGCACACCCAUGGGUUUCUGCUAUUUUAACUCCGUGGCAAUCGCAGCCAAGCUGCUCCAGCAAAGGCUGAAUGUUAGCAAAAUCCUUAUAGUGGACUGGGAUGUUCACCACGGGAAUGGUACUCAGCAAGCUUUCUACAAUGAUCCUAAUGUUCUUUAUAUUUCACUACAUCGCUAUGAUGAUGGGAACUUCUUUCCAGGCAGUGGUGCUCCCGAUGAGGUUGGCACAGGAGCAGGAGUUGGUUUCAAUGUUAACAUGGCCUUUACUGGUGGCCUUGAUCCACCGAUGGGAGACACAGAAUACUUAACUGCUUUCAGAACGGUAGUAAUGCCCAUUGCCAAUGAAUUUGCCCCAGAUGUUGUGCUGGUGUCAUCUGGUUUUGAUGCAGUGGAAGGCCAUCCCACACCUCUUGGAGGAUAUAAUCUAUCAGCGAAAUGCUUCGGGUACCUGACGAAGCAGCUGAUGGGCCUGGCCGGAGGUCGCGUCGUCCUGGCUCUUGAAGGAGGCCACGACCUGACCGCUAUUUGCGAUGCCUCGGAAGCGUGUGUUUCUGCUUUGCUGGGAAACGAGCUUGACCCUCUUCCAGAAAAGGUUUUCCAGCAGAGAGCAAAUGCUAAUGCGGUGCAUUCAAUGGAGAAAGUAAUCGAGAUACACAGCAAGUAUUGGCAUUCACUCCAGCGUUACGCCUCCACGGUGGGGUACUCCCUGGUUGAGGCACAGAAGUGUGACAAUGAGGAGGCAGAGACAGUAACAGCCAUGGCAUCCCUGUCAGUGGGCGUGAAGCCAGCUGAGAAGAGACCCGAUGAUGAACCCAUGGAAGAGGAACCUCCCCUGUAGCAUUCACCUUUGAGCUGGAGUUCUCCUGUUUGUUCGUCUUCGUCUUGAAGCUCUGCCAAGAAGCUUUCUCUUGUUACUCCUGUGUCCUGUCAUGGUUUUUUCCAGAAUACAGAAGGACAACCAGGUGUAAAACAAAGCAACCGAAAAAAUCUCUCCAUAUCUAUAUGCGUCUACAGUAUAUAUUUGCUGAAAAAGAAAAAUGCAGGUGAAGAGCAGUAAAGGACUGACAUGUUGGGCACUCUUCCUCUGGUCCUCACUGGGAGCAGAAAGGGGAACGAUGCCCGUGAAGUCUUUGGCAGAGUUGCCAAA
This is a messenger RNA of Charadrius vociferus (killdeer), 3645 nucleotides long. RefSeq names its product histone deacetylase 4 (gene HDAC4). Lineage: Eukaryota; Metazoa; Chordata; Aves; Charadriiformes; Charadriidae. Gene Ontology annotation, biological process: chromatin organization; negative regulation of transcription by RNA polymerase II. Gene Ontology annotation, molecular function: histone deacetylase activity. The record is from RefSeq and is a predicted model, not a curated record. Gene Ontology annotation, cellular component: histone deacetylase complex. The transcript has 25 exons.